Caenorhabditis elegans is the source of this 334-nucleotide messenger RNA. The record is from the annotation of a RefSeq genome assembly. Lineage: Eukaryota; Metazoa; Nematoda; Chromadorea; Rhabditida; Rhabditidae.
AUCAACAUCAUUUGCCGAUUCCACCGAUUAAUGCGACGGAAAAUGGAAUGUUCCAACGAUUGCAAUAUCAACGAAAAACCGGUAGAUUUUGUGACGUGGAAAGAACAGCUCACAAUAAAUAGCAAAUCUCCACAAGUUUUCCAGUUAUUCCUCAAUUAUAUGUACAGUGGAACAGUGAUUAUCGAUCGAACAAGUGUUUCGGGACUUAUGAGAUUCGCUAAUAAUUUCCUGAUAGUAAAGCUGAAUAUUGGAUCUAUAUCUAGACGCGGCGAAUUGCUUAUCAAUACGAUCGUUAGCUCAGAGAUAUAAUCUACCGUUGAACAAUGUACAAUGA